AUGAAGUUCCUUGUCACCACAAUUCUAGUCCUACUACUAGUCAAUUCUGAGAUGGGCCGUCCGUACACCAUAAUCAUGUCGGACUCCGGUGGCCCACCUUCAAGCCUCGUUAAUGGGCCCGAGUCUCGGACUGACCCGAGAGAGCAAGAGGCGGUUUAUGAUAUCAUGAGAGCCACCGGAAACGACUGGGCCACCGACAUUCCCGACGUGUGUCGUGGCCGGUGGCACGGGAUUGAAUGCAUGCCCGAUAAAGACGAUGUCUUUCAUGUGGUUUCACUUUCUUUCGGAGCUUUGUCAGCCGACACCGCCUUCCCGACCUGCGACCCGACCCGUUCGUCCAUUUCGCCUUCCCUCACUAAGCUCACUCACUUGCGGACACUAUUCUAUUACCGUUGUUUUAGUGAUAACCCUCAGCCCAUACCGUCCUUUUUGGGCCAGUUGGGCUCGUCGUUGCAAACUUUAGUUAUGAGGGAAAACGGGCACAUUGGGCCCAUUCCUCACGAAUUAGGCAACUUGACCCGUCUUACUGUAUUGGAUCUUCAUAGAAACAAUCUCAACGGUUCGAUUCCGGCUUCUUUAGGCCGGAUAACCGGUCUAACGUCGUUGGAUUUGAGCCGUAAUAGAUUGAGCGGUCCGAUUCCAGACAUAACUUUCCCGUCAUUAAGUGUCCUCGACUUCAAUCAAAAUCAUCUCAACGGUCCACUGCCUAUACCUCUUUUAAGCACCAAAUCUCUCAUCAAAAUAGAUUUAAGUCGAAACCAACUCUCGGGACCCAUUCCAAACAACAUAGGUACGGAGUAUCUUAUUCUCUUAGAUGUGAGCUACAAUACUCUAACGGCCCCACUCCCGACAUCUCUCAAGAAUUUAAAAUCCCUUCAAGCGCUCCUUCUCAACGGCAAUCCGUCUGUAUCCGCCACAAUUCCGGAGAACAUGUUUGAAGGGCUAAAUAAUCUAAUGAUGUUGGGAUUAUCCGGCAUGAAGUUGGAAGGGAGCAUUCCAGAAUCGUUAGGCCGUUUGACGAUGCUGCGCGUGCUGCAUUUGGAUAACAACCAGUUGAAUGGGAGCAUACCACCAAGUUUUGCCGAUUUGAAUGGCCUGAGUGAGCUGAGAUUGAACAAUAACAAAUUGAUAGGGCCAAUUCCAUUUCAAAGAGACAGGGUGUGGAAAAUGGGAAUGAAGCUGAGGCUUGACAACAAUUUGGGACUGUGCUAUGGUUACAAAAGUGGGCUUGGAGAUGAUUUGGACACGUUGUCCCGGGCUGGAAUCGGGCUUUGUGAUGAUGCAGCCAAAAAUGGGCCACCGGUGUCGGUUCAGCAUAUUUCUAAAGAAAAUGACGGAGAGGCUUUGAAAUCAAGCAGAAAAACAUCAAGUGCCAGAAAGAUCAUUGUUUCCAGAGGAAUGCUUGGGCUGUGUGCCCUUCUUCUGAUCGUUUCGUGUUUAUUUUGA
Molecule: messenger RNA, 1446 nt
Organism: Striga hermonthica
Lineage: Eukaryota; Viridiplantae; Streptophyta; Magnoliopsida; Lamiales; Orobanchaceae
Source: the annotation of a GenBank genome assembly